Messenger RNA from Haliotis rubra (blacklip abalone), 9256 nucleotides. Its product is annotated as adenylate cyclase type 1-like. The record is from RefSeq and is a predicted model, not a curated record. Gene Ontology annotation, cellular component: plasma membrane. The transcript is spliced from 21 exons. Gene Ontology annotation, biological process: intracellular signal transduction; adenylate cyclase-activating G protein-coupled receptor signaling pathway; cAMP biosynthetic process. Gene Ontology annotation, molecular function: adenylate cyclase activity. The coding region runs from base 780 to 6311 and encodes 1843 amino acids. NCBI's taxonomy places the organism in Eukaryota, Metazoa, Mollusca, Gastropoda, Lepetellida, Haliotidae.
CCGUCGAAAGUGAAGGACGACCAUCAUUACAGUCUCAAAGGGGUUGUCCACGGCCUGUGGCUUUGUAAUGAGGGCUAAUUAAGUUGUAAAGUGGGACGUUCUCUCCCACAAAGCAACUCCUCCACCGUGCAUCCCCGGCACAGGUAUUCACAGUUCGCUCCAGGGUCGUGGUCUUAACCGGUGGGAGGGAGACAGAGAGGGAAACUCUCACGUGUGACGUCACCCAUGUCUAUUUUGGGCCUCCAGUGCUUCUGGGCCCUGACUGUAGUGGAAGAGUGUUGAGCAUAUCUGUAUCGAAGCCUGGCGUGCCCCUGCACAAUGGAGAGCGGUGUGACUAGCUUUCGAUCCACCUAACAGUAGUUCCACUGAAUCUACCAUCACAACCAACCCAGUCUGCAAACGAAAGGCCUGUUGCACGUUCGCACCGUGGCGCUCUCUCGCCUUUUCUCUCUAUCCAUUUGUCGUCUGCUCAGCUCAAAUGUAUCGUCUGCUCUCUCUACGAACAUCGCCAGUCAGUGACAUGUGUGUUGGUCGAGUGCGCGGGAUACCAGAAAGAAGAUUACAGUUGUGAUUUGCCGGACUAGCAUUCUCUGUCGGGAACUACAUCAGUGAGUUACAGUCUCCGUGCGCGGUGGAGUUCGUGGGCUCGAGUUGGAUUACUUCAAGAAACUUUGUGAGGGCAAUGUAGACAGCCACGUUUGUACUGACCUGGACCAUGUCUGACUCACAGUUAGAGGAUUCAUUAUAGUGUUGUAUGUUUCUAAGGAAUAAACUUCAAAAUGGAGAAUACCCCCAUGCUGAAGACAUCUCGGCGACCGAGAGUCCGGCGCCUGUUCAGUCGUUAUCACUUCCAUUGUGACGAGUUGGAGCAUCUGUAUGGGAGAUACGUUUAUAAGCUUCAACAAUCUGCCCUGGGGUACUUGUUGGUGCUGUUUAUACUCCUUUCGUUAUGCUUAGCUAUCCUGGAUUUUUCCUAUGCAAAAUAUGUGACAGUGGAGGCACUGUAUCUCACUGUACAGUUUGCCGUGUUCUUAGGUUUGCUGAUACUGAUUAAUACCCGCUGUAUGAAGGAGAUUCACUUCCCCGUUGUGUGCUACGUUGUGCUCCUGUUAUUAAUUUGUUUUGCCAUCUCAUCUCUGCCCCUGGAUUUUGGAUUGGAUAUACCUGAUCGCUCACGCCCAAAGAAGAACCUAGCAGACGGAGUAUGGCAGACCGUGUAUGUCAUAUUCAUGAUAUACGCAAUGAUGCCUAUAAGGUCCCUCGUCGCGAUAAUUUUGGGAUUUUUGUUACCUGUGCUCCACCUGACUGUCUCGGCCCUGGUUGCCAACAGGUUCCCUUUGUUGCUAUGGCGACCGCUUGUGGCGAACGGUGUGCUGUUUCUGAGCGUCAACAUAGCAGGGAUAUUUAUUCAUUAUCUCACACAAAGGUCUCAGAGAAAGACGUUCAUUGACACACGCAACUGUAUAGCAGCUAGAUUAGAAAUACAGGAGGAAAAUGAAAAAUUGGAAAAGCUUCUUCUCAGUGUCUUACCACAACAUGUCGCCAUGGAGAUGAAAAAUGAUAUCACUACGCCUCAUCACGGAAUUUUUCACAAGAUCUAUAUACAACGUCAUAACAAUGUGUCAAUAUUAUUUGCUGAUAUAGUUGGGUUCACAAAUCUUGCUUCUCAGUGCACGGCGCAGGAACUGGUUAGAAUAUUAAAUGAACUGUUUGGAAGAUUUGAUCAUUUAGCAAAGAACAAUUACUGUCUUCGCAUCAAGAUCCUCGGAGACUGCUACUACUGUGUCAGCGGCCUCCCCGAACCCAGGGCCGACCACGCCCACUGCUGUGUGGAGAUGGGUCUGGAUAUGAUUGAAGCUAUAGCAACGGUUUGCGAAUCUACUGAUGUCAAUUUGAACAUGCGCGUGGGACUCCAUACAGGGAGAGUGUUGUGUGGAGUUCUGGGCCUCAAGAAAUGGCAGUAUGACGUAUGGAGCAAUGACGUCUCAUUGGCUAAUAGGAUGGAGGCUGGGGGUCUUCCAGGACGUGUCCACAUCACUCAAGCAACGCUGGAUAACCUCCAUGGACAGUACGAAGUGGAACCGGGUCAUGGUGGCGACAGGAACUCCUACCUGAAGGAGGAGGCAAUCGAGACCUACCUGAUCAAGGCCAAGCUUCCUAGAAGGCCCGGCGUGUUUCACCAGAAGGACUGGACCGGCUUACGACCCAAGAAGUUGUCAUUCCGGAACGUCACCAACUGUGUCAUGCGCCUCAUGCAGUCCGUCAAGUUUAAUGCUGAAAUCCCAUUCCAGAAUGUUCUCACUCCUACUCAAGACGAGAAACCAGUUCAUAAAUUUAGUGUAUUUGCCUCGAUGACGGACAAACUUCGUAAACCCUUUAAAGAACGGCACUCCCACCUGCCUGAACCCCGGGACCGUGUCAACAAGUACCUGGCCCAGGCCAUCACAGCUCGGAGUGUGGAGAGGGAGAAGACGAACCACGUGAAUGUCAUCACCCUCCGGUUCCGCUGCUCGGAGACAGAACGCAGAUAUCAGACUGUGGAGGACUUUGCCUUUGGCGGCAGCCUCAUCUGUUCCCUGCUGCUGUUGCUGUGUGCUGCCGGACUCCAGGCGGUUAUACUUCCCAGGACACUUCUGCUCUUGAUGCUGUUUCUUGCGUCCUUCACGUGGAUCGCCAUCGUCCUCAUGCUCAUUCUAAGUGUCAAGAUCAAGUGCACACCAUUUGAUAUUCGGAAGUCAGCCGCCCUGAGACUGUUUAUUAUGAUAACUACCAUCGUCCUCAUCUACGCUACGGCUCAGGUCAAUGUGUUCUGUUGCAAGGGCGGGAAUAUAUUCGCCUUUCUCACCAACAUCACGAUGACGUCAUCAAGCGACAGUCACCUGAAGUGCGCGAUGCCGCAGUACAUCUAUCUGAGUGCCAUUGUGUCUUUCAUCUGUGUCUCGGUGUUCCUCAAACUGUCCUCCUGCAUCCGGCUGGCUCUCAUGCUGAUCAUGGCGGCGUUCUACUUGGUGCUCAUGGAGUACACACAUAAGACAGUCUUCGACAACUUUGAUGGCAUGGGCUUGAAUUCGGGGGACUCGCUAGGCGCCGCGGAGAUUAGAAGCGACCCCCUGAUCCCCACCCAUGUGUCCGGCAUCGUGUGUCUCAUCAUCUUCAUCAUCACCUUGUUUGUCCAGGGCCGGCAGCAGGAGUGGACAAACAGGCUGGACUUCCUGUGGAAGGCUCAGGCGACGGAGGAGAAGAUCGAGAUGACAGACCUGCAGACCAACAACCGCCAGAUCCUCUGUAACCUCCUCCCCACCCACGUCGCCGCACACUUCAUCGACAACGGCAGUAGGAGUCACAUGGAGCUGUACAGCCAGCAGUACACUAAGGUGGGCGUCGUGUUCGCCUCCAUCCCCAACUUCUCCGACUUCUACAUCGAGCUUGAUGCCAAUAAUCAGGGUGUGGAAUGUCUCCGGGUACUGAACGAGAUCAUCGCCGACUUCGACGAGCUGUUGAAUGAACCUCGCUUCCGAGCUAUAGACAAGAUCAAAACCAUCGGCAGCACGUACAUGACAGCCAUUGGUUUGAUGCCGGAACAUCUGAUCCAGGAUAACGACGUCUCCGUGACGCACCACAUGACUGUGUUGGCGGAGUUUGUGUUUGCCAUGAAGGAGAAACUCAGAAACAUCAACGAGAACUCCUACAACAAUUUUGUUCUCAAAGUCGGGAUGAACAUCGGCCCCGUGGUAGCAGGCGUUAUCGGGGCGAGGAAGCCGCAAUACGACAUCUGGGGGAACACUGUCAAUGUAGCUAGUCGUAUGGAAAGUACUGGCAGGCCAGAUUACAUACAGGUGACAGAGGAGGUGUACUCGCGACUGAAGGAGGUGUAUGAGUUCAAGUGUCGUGGCAAGAUCAGUAUCAAGGGAAAAGGGGAAAUGAUCACGUACUUCCUGGUUUGCCGGAAGUCGGGAGGCUUCUUCCCGGACUAUCCAUCCCCUCUUUCACCCGACAGCCCUCGGUUACCCAGACCACCGUCACGUGAAUCUCGCGAGAGUAUGUCAAUGAGAUACGGAAGUGGAAAUAACAUCAGGGACUCCGUGAAACAGGGCUCGUUGACCUCUCAAGGACGAGGUGGCAACGGCUAUGGUGCUAUUAGUUUAGAGCGGCAACCAAGUUUAGAUUCGCAGAGAGGUAACAUGCCCACUCCUCCUGGGAGCCUGAGUAAGAAUUCCAGAAGGAAGAACAGUAAUGACAGUCCGAGGAACCCACUCCGGAAACUGAGCAAUUCCUCCGUAACAAACUGUUUGUCUGGUGACGUGAACACUCAGGGCAGAGUGGAGUCCCCAGAACUGCCAGCAAUACAUUACAUGAACAUCAAGAUGCAGGGUAAGACAGAUAGGUCAAGAUGCAAUGUUAUACAAAAUGCAAUGUUUGAUAGUCUCAAAGAAUCGAAUAACGAAAACACAAUAUACAGAAACGUGCCUUCUCACUGUACAAGUCCCACUGACUCCUCCGCUGCCACCAGUCCGGCAAGUGUUCGCAGUCAGAGUCAGAUGACGCAGACGUUCCAGGUACAGAGUUCUUCCCAGCCAAUAAGAAGAACCACGCAUGACAUGGCGAGUAAACCUCCCAGUGGGAACACCACAGCUCUUUAUGCCCGGCCUACUCCUUUAGUGUUUGCAGGCGUAGUUCCAUUUAUGAAACAGCCUAUGAAAAUGCCUAGUCCUGACGAUUCCAUUCCCGAGGAUCCUAAUAUCAGAAAUAGUAAAGCAUUCUUACUUGAAAAGGAUAUGCCAGAGAAAGAGAUUAUACCAAUGAGCAAUAUUAUCAAAGAACUGGGUCAGGUUGUCUCCCCUUCUCACCCAAACAGACCUUUCCUGAAGAGUGUAGCUCGUCCUCCACUCUCGGCUACUCCCAUCCGACAGGACGAGGAGAAGUUUGUGACAGCAGUUUAUAGAGAACCCAUUGAUAGGUCUCACUCUUCUACCCCGACUCAGAAAAGCAAUGCCUCUUCAGAUAGGAAUUCUACCAACGGCGAAAAGAAGUCUCCUCCCAAACCUGCGCCCAAACCAGAGAUCCGACGAUCAUCGUCUGGGUCAAGGGAAAGUAACUCUUCAGGCUCCACGCUCACGCCAACAUCUGCCCUUGUGGUCAGUGUUGAUGGUAAGACUAUGUCCAUCCUCCCUCCUAGCCCAGAAAGCCCAUCUCUUGCGUUGAGGAGGGUGCCAUCGGGGGGAGACAAGCAUAAAGUGAAUGGUGUUUUGUCUGAAGAAAGCCUAGCGACACAGUCCCCAAGAAUAACAAAGGCGCGAUUUUCGCCGUCUAAGAGGCCACUGACAAAUAUGUCGGAUGAUGACAAAGACUCUGUUAGUUCUCGACCUAUGAGUGACAAUUCAUCAAUUGUGUUGUUACAACCAAUAGAACUAAAACCUUCCCGACCUGCCUAUAUACGUCAGAUUACUUUGCCCGAGGGGAAAUAUUAUGACUUAGAUAUGAAGUAUUUUGAUAUUCCCUACCGCAGUCUGGAUAGGCAGAUUUCAAGGUCCAGUGAUACUAUCAACAGUAUACCAAGAUGUCCUCCUACGCCAAAGUUCCCAGUCCCUUCAGCAUCUUCAUCGCUCACUCAACUCUUACAGGAGCUCACUGGAGAGCCACACUGUCAAAGUGACGGAUUGCCCUCUCCCAGACUCAGACUGAGUAGCCCAAGAGCAGGGCGUUCUCCUAGAGACGUUAGCAAAGCCAGUCGAAUUCCCAGACCAAAAACUGCAAACCAAAACGGCCCGACCAAACCAGAAAAUGAUGAUCCUAAACAAAACGAUUCUUCAAAAACUAUUCCAGCUCAGCACAACCGACUAUCCAUUAACCCCUUCCAAGUAAAACGUCGCCAGGCGCACACCAUGCCGCCACGACACUGUCGAAGUCUGGACUAUAUCCCCAGCGAUCGGGAAGAUUACGCUUCAGCUAUUUCAUCCAACGCUUCAUCAACGUGUGGAAGUCCUAAAAUCAAGCAUUCAUAUUUGAUCCCACUGAUAUUCGGGAAACAACCCACUACCCUUGACAACAUCAGCGUGUCCUCCCUCGCCAGCAGCAGCGAAAUGUCUAAGAGUGAUCCUGCCGUGAACUUUGACUCGGGGUCAGCAGCGUAUGAAUCUGAGUAUGAUAAUUAUAGGCCAGGAAUGGCUAGUGACGAGGACUACUUUAUUCCCGACGCUGUCAGCGAUGUAGAUAUUGAUAUGUUUGACGACAUCAACAUUGACAAUGUUACUGUGAGCGAUUCCUACAGCCUUGAAAUGCCCCCUUCGCCGCCUACAGAAGAAAGUAACUGAUGUAUGAUAUGUAUGAUGCACUCACCUGCCCCGCUUUCACCCUCACCUGUGUUACCUAUUUGGUCAGGGCCUUGCAGGAGAGAUUUUGCUAAGUUAUGAGGAUGACAAUGGUAAUUGCUGCUGUCAAAUGCAGAUACAAGAAAUGUCAAUAGAGACAGAUGACAAAGACACCAAUGAGAUUAAUUUUUGUGGUGCUGCUUAUGUCUGUGUUUUUACCUUGUGAUGUUGAACUAGUUUUUUCGAAAUGCUGACGAUGAUGUUUCCAAUGUACCAGCCAGGCAUGUAGCCAAUCAAACUUAUAUUGCUGUUAUAUAGCUGGUUGUCUCAGAAUUAACAUUUGGUCUUGUUUGGAGGAGAGCCAACACAAAGCUCCGGAUCACGUGUAAUCGGCAGUUUUACUACUGAAGACUUCAUGGGACCCUGCCACGUGAACCUGAGAUCAACGAUAUUAAUACAUUUUACACAUGACAACAUUGUUAGGUUUUGUGUGGUUCUGGCAUCCGAACUGAAGUGCUCGGGAGGCUGCAGAUGUAUAAUUCAUUUAAGUGGACAAGUCCCUGCCGGUCUGAUGUUAUAGUGAUAGUUGGCCUGUUGUGACAGGGAAGCCCUUCAGUAUAAUGACAAACUGCGUGUAUAGAGAGUCACAGCUCGCCGUGUGUUGAGUCCAUCCAUUGGCUGAUGUCAGAUAACCUGUGAUAGAGCCCGUGGUCCAGCUGCUGGGAGAGGACGUUGAUGGGCAAGUGAUAAAUACAGAAGGCCUUGUGUAUCUGCAAGGCAUGUAUAUUUCUGUAAAGGGGUGAUGCGAAUGUCUCAUAUAACCUCCGCUGGAUGUAAGUGACAUUAGCUACAAACAACAACCGGGGAAUGACUGGUGGGUUUGGUACUACUUUGUCACAGUUCGUGUAUCACUUACUCAACCAGAGUGCUCAGUGCUUUCAUAUUUUGGUGUACUACUUAUCACUAUUUUGGCUGGGAACUGAACACAUAACCUUAUAAUGACAGGGAACCAACUCAGAGAUAAUAUACUAUCGGGUAAGAGCAUAUUACAGCAUUAAUACUUCAUUGUCAUCUGUUUGUCAGCAUUGGAGCAGGGAUGUUGGGUUUCACCACAUUGGGGAACAUAUGCGAUCUGCGUCGUGCAGUUAUAGGUUCCACUUCUAACGCAGGUAGAAUACUGAAAUAAUGUUCAAGGCUGCGUCCAAUCGUCCGACUGUGAGGAGCUGUCCCCAGGACGCGCCUUGGUCGUGGUUUAAAAAACAUAUUUUCCCUAUUAUGCAUGGCUUGUCAGAGCAAUAUUUGUUCUCUCCAUAACUUAACAUUACUUACUCUAUGCCAUAUUCUUGAGUUCAGUAUGACACUGAGUCCACAGAAGUUGGAGAUAUGAGACUUGUUACUGCAUAUAUGUAUCCCGCCUUUACGCUGUCUGUAUGUGGGUAGUUGAUGCUGUUGUUUACAUCAGACACUGAUGUAUUUUUAUCAAGUGCGACUGGGAAACUUAACGGGAAGUACAAAGUGGGAAUUCUUUUUGAACAGGGAAAGGUUUUAAAUGUGAGAAGAACGUUAUAAUUGCAGUUGAAUUGGAACCACUGCCGUGUUAAUGUGCAUAAUAUACUUGAUGUAUGGCAUGAUGUUCGUGAUAACUUGAAUGUCUACGUGCUUAUUUAUACUUACUAGUAUUUAUGUAUAUGUAACUUUUAAACCAUGAUCCAUGAAAGGUCAAGAUUCUUGUAAAUACCAUUGGUUUUCUGACUUGAUGCCCGUAUAUUUAUUUCAUUACAUCCUGAACUGUAUAUGUGAUUUUGAGAACAAUCAUUCGUGAUUUGCAUACAUCGGCUCGUUCUUCACGAACGAGGAUUUUUAGGACUUUCAGAUACUUUUGUUUGAAAUCACAACUGACGAUUUGUGUUUUCGAAAAACAGAAAGACGAGAAAAAACCCAGUAAAGAAUGUGGAUUUAUUGGAUUACUGGAUAAGUGAACACUUUCUGUAUUUCUUCUCCACUGGGAACAGUGGCACCUGGUUGGACCAGUCAGGUAGGGGAUCCUGGACCACAAAGUGAUGUAGGUGAAGGUCUGUUAUAAGGUAAAGCGUGAGGGUUACCAUCGCCGUUACGCGGUGUUCAGUGUUCUGGAUUUGGGCCCUGGAGAAACGGAACUUUCGAUAACAUUUCAGCUAUUACAUAAAUAUGUUGUGUGUUUCAACGAGGGUCUUCAUUUCUUCGUAUGUAUGUUGAAAUCAGUUUCAUGCAUGCCAAAGUUGAACAUCCAGGGCUGAUUGUAUUGUUUAUUAUUUAGUCAUUGGCCAUGUUCACUCUUGUCCAGCAAUAUCAAACCAUGUUAAGACGUUGUCAAUUUUCUGAUGUUGCAGCCUGAAACAGCUGGUGUAUAUAUUCAACGUGUAGCCGCAAUGUAUGGACUAUUGUGUUGAACUGGUUAGCAUGUAGACUCGGUGUAUGUAGUCCUGACCCGAAUAGAACGUAUGCUUUAUAACAGAUACCAGGGGCAAUACUGCCUGAAGACGGUUGACAAAUGUGCACUGAGCAUAAAGCUGUUCAGCGUACGGUCUUCCCCUUCUGUAUUUAGUCAGCGAAUACAGGGUCUGUGUGUGUAUGUCCGGAUAUGGCUUGCUUUACCCUCUUCUUCGGAAACGUCAAGGAUGUGCGAGAUAAGCUCACAGAAAGCAUGUGUUCUCUAUUCGGGAAAGGAAGAUAUCGUGAAUGUAAAUACAACUGUUGAACCCAGCACGUUAUGUACUCACGGGAUCUAUAUUAUGCAAGUUUUGAUUGGUUCCCGUGUUUGUGAAACAAUCAUCCUUUGAUCAAUCAUACCGCAAACCGUUAGCAGUUUCCUGCUUCCCUGAUGUCGGAUGUUAUCGGUAUGUCCCGGAGAUUACCGAACGUAUUCCAUGCAUUUUUGUACGAAAUAAAAUCACAUUUGUCGAGCCAUA